UCGUUUUCUUUCGGUGUUUAUUUAUGUCAGUGUUUGAAAACCUUCUUUCACCGAGAUCUUUUGAAAGACGAGCUCGCCUGCAUGUCAGCAAUGUUUUGCUCCAUGCUGAGGAGAUCCUUGCCGGCUGCACACCAUGGAGCUGCUGUCCGGUUUAUGUGCAGUGAAAAUCAGCCCUAUUUGUUUGAGCGUCUAUCUGGAGAAAAUGAAGGCAUAGGUGUUAUCUCCAUGAACCGUGCUAAAGUGAACGCACUGGGCAAGGAGACGCUCACUUUUAUGAACUCAAUCAUGAGCGAACUGAGUACAGACAAGGCAACGCGUGUCCUCAUUCUCCGCAGUAUCAUCCCAGGAGUGUUCUGUGCUGGCGCUGAUUUGAAGGAGAGAGUGAAGUUCACAGAAGAUGAGGUUCGUAUGUAUGUUCGCCAAGCACAGAAGAUGAUAACUGACUUAGAGCAGCUUAAGAUGCCUGUCAUUGGUGCGCUGGAUGGCCAUGCCAUGGGCGGUGGACUGGAGUUUGCGCUAGCCUGCGACUUCCGUGUUGCAGCGACCAAUGCUAAAAUGGGCUUGGUGGAAACCCGGCUUGCCAUUAUUCCAGGCGCAGGUGGAACACAGCGUCUCAGCAGACUUGUCGGCCGUGCCAAAGCCAAAUACCUGAUCUUCACAGCAGCGGUGCUAAAAGGCGAGGAGGCAGCGAAAAUUGGUCUGGUUGAUGAAGUUGUGGACCAGAAUGAUGCCGGUGACGCAGCGUAUCAUGCAGCUGUUGACAUGGCACGCAAGAUUGUACCCCAGGGUCCUAUUGCAGUGGCAGCCGCAAAGCAAGCUGUUAAUCAGGGAAUAGAACAGAACCUCGCGGAUGGUCUCAACACAGAGUGGGCUUGCUACGAGAAGGUUAUUCCAACGAAGGACCGCAUUGAAGGCCUCAUGGCGUUCAAGGAGAAGAGAAAGCCAGUGUACCGCGGCGAGUGAUGCCGUGCUGCGAGCACCCGGUGUGUGAUAAUACGCGAUGAUCUCCAUGCAUGUCUUCUAACUGGACUGUAUCGACGCGCAGGUACGCACAGAUACACUACCAUACUGCCCAUCAGCUGGCUAGUGAGUGCCAUGGAUACUACAGUAGAUAGCUUCUAUUCAAUCCUUGCACAGUAGUCACUCUCAGCUACUAACAUAUAGAUAUGACUGUUAUUUUCAGCCUUAGUAGUGGUUUUUAUCUGCCUCCUACCAAGCUUAUUCUCUUCUUGAUUGGCAUACCUGUAUUUCUUUGUAUGGACAGUAUCGUUUGCUUGUACUUCGAAGUAUCUUUCGUACAAGUAUGUUUGUUUGUCUCAUCACGCCCUAUGCAUGUACUGGAACUGCAGUUAUGUAAACUUAGACGCCGUCUACUGCUGUCAGCUUUGUUUUAUUUUAGGUCCGACGUGAACAGUGUCUCUUACAUCGAUACGUCCCAGGGAGGCUGUUCCAUUUCUCUCUUUCUGGCUGCCUCUCGA
Molecule: messenger RNA, 1478 nt
Organism: Sycon ciliatum
Lineage: Eukaryota; Metazoa; Porifera; Calcarea; Leucosolenida; Sycettidae
Product: methylglutaconyl-CoA hydratase, mitochondrial-like
Exons: 9
Coding region: 82-963 (293 amino acids)
Biological process (GO): fatty acid beta-oxidation
Cellular component (GO): mitochondrion
Molecular function (GO): catalytic activity
Source: RefSeq, a predicted model, not a curated record